Molecule: messenger RNA, 973 nt
Organism: Telopea speciosissima
Lineage: Eukaryota; Viridiplantae; Streptophyta; Magnoliopsida; Proteales; Proteaceae
Product: 2-C-methyl-D-erythritol 2,4-cyclodiphosphate synthase, chloroplastic-like
Exons: 3
Coding region: 52-786 (244 amino acids)
Biological process (GO): terpenoid biosynthetic process
Molecular function (GO): 2-C-methyl-D-erythritol 2,4-cyclodiphosphate synthase activity
Source: RefSeq, a predicted model, not a curated record
CGGUUAUUACGGGCGGCGAACUCGUUCUAUUCGUCCUCUUGUCCGAGAGCGAUGGCGACGGUCUCUCCUAUCUCUGCUUGUAUAGUUCCGACCAAAUCCGCCGGGAAUCGGCUAAGUUUUCAUUUUUCUGGAUCAUCGUCUCUUCGUCCUUGCAACAAACACAACCACCGUUACCCUUCCACGGUUCUCGUCUCAUCGUUUCAUCGACGAUCAAUUCUUUCAAUCAAGAGUCCUUUGACUGUAUCUGCAACCGCUGCUGCAAUCGAAGUUGAAGAGGAUACAAUUUCCAGAAAUCCAUCCAAGACCCUUCCUUUCCGGGUUGGUCAUGGAUUUGACCUCCAUAGACUAGAGCCCGGGUAUCCACUGAUUAUCGGCGGAAUCAAUGUCCCCCAUGAUAGAGGCUGUGAAGCUCAUUCAGAUGGUGAUGUGUUGCUUCACUGCGUGGUCGAUGCAAUUUUGGGUGCCUUGGGGCUUCCGGACAUCGGGCAAAUCUUCCCAGAUAAUGACCCUAAAUGGAAGGGUGCAGCGUCAUCUGUGUUCAUAAAAGAAGCCGUGAGACUAAUGAGUGAGGCAGGUUAUGAGCUGGGAAACUUGGAUGCAACCUUGAUUCUGCAGAGACCAAAACUGAGCCCACACAAGGAGGCUAUCAGGGCCAACUUGUCAGCGCUGCUCGGGGCGGAUCCUUCUGUCGUUAAUCUCAAAGCAAAAACUCAUGAAAAGGUUGACAGCCUUGGAGAAAACCGAAGCAUUGCAGCUCAUACUGUGGUUCUUCUUAUGAAAAAGUGAAGGAAGGUUCAUCUUCCAAACAGUCCUGUUUAGAAUACUGAAAUUUCUUUCCUGUUUGCAGAAAUGUAAUUGCUUUGUCCUCACAGCUGAGAAUUGAGGACUAUGUGAUCGUCGGCUAAAUGUGGCCAAUGUGACCGUUGUAUGUAAUUCAUUUAUUACAUAGAAUAUCCAGCUAAAUUGUUCCAAA